Papaver somniferum (opium poppy) is the source of this 2605-nucleotide messenger RNA. Its product is annotated as probable thimet oligopeptidase. Gene Ontology annotation, biological process: proteolysis; peptide metabolic process. The coding region runs from base 182 to 2362 and encodes 726 amino acids. The transcript has 19 exons. The record is from RefSeq and is a predicted model, not a curated record. Gene Ontology annotation, molecular function: metalloendopeptidase activity. NCBI's taxonomy places the organism in Eukaryota, Viridiplantae, Streptophyta, Magnoliopsida, Ranunculales, Papaveraceae.
GUCGUUAACGCAAAUUUAUUUCUACGGAUGAUAUCUUGGCGUCAUUUCUCUUCCUCCUUUGUCCGGAAAAAAACUUUUCACUUUAAAUAUUCGACUUUUCCCUCGCAAUUAUCGCUCUCUAAAUCGAGAGUAAGAGAUAGAAACAGAGAAGGAGAAGAACAAGUAGAUAAAGAAAGAAGCAAUGGCGAAACAAGAUAAGAAAGAGAGAAAAAUAUUAGCAUUUACAGGUGGAAUAGCUAUUGCAGCUUUUGCUCUAAACCUAAUCAUCUCAGCCAUUCAUAACAAUAAACAAAAAAACAAGAACAAAUCCAAAAAAGAUAUUCCAGGUUCAAAUGUUCGUGUUAAUUUGACGGCGAGUGAGAUACUUAAAUUAGCUGAUCAAGUAAUUGCAAAAUCUAAAGAGGUUUAUAGUGCAGUAGCUUCAGUCUCACUAGACAAGGUUACAUAUGCGAAUGUGAUUUUGCCUAUUGCAGAACUAGAAGCACGUCAAUUUCCAUUAGUACAGUCAUGUGUGUUUCAAAAGAUGGUUGCUAUUUCGGAGGAAGUUCGUAAAGCUAGUGCUGAAGCUGAGAAGAAGAUAGAUGAUCAUAUCCUUAUGUGCAGCAAGCGUGAUGAUGUGUAUCGUGUAAUCAAGGCUUUUACCACAAAAGGUGAAUGGAUUAACCCAGAAGCAGAACGUUACGUUCAGUGCCUGGUUCAGGAUUUUGAGCGGAAUGGAUUGAACCUAUCUUCCAGCAAAAGAGAAGAAGUUCAACGAUUGCGAGCUCAAAUUGAUGAGCUGAGCAUGCGGUAUAUCCAAAACUUGAAUGAUGAUUGCACUUCUCUUCUCUUCAGUGAGGCAGAUCUGCUUGGAUUGCCACCAAAAUUUAUUCAGAGCUUGGACAAGGCCAACAAUGGAAAAUUAAAGAUCAACCUUAGAGGUCAGCAUGUUUCUCCAUUACUAGAGCAUUGCAAGGUGGGAAGCACGAGGAAGAUGGUGGCAAUUGCCUAUGGUCGGAGAUGCGGAGAAACCAAUCUUUCCCUCUUAGAAAAUCUGGUUCAGAGACGUCAUAAACUUGCUAGGUUGCUUGGCUAUUCAAACUAUGCUGACUAUGCUGUUGAGCCUAGAAUGGCGAAGAUGUCUGCUAAGGUGUUUGAGUUCCUAGAGAACAUCUCUAUCAGUUUAACGGACUUGGCUACUAAAGAACUUGCUGCACUUAAAGAUCUGAAGAAGCAAGAGGAAGGGCAAUCUCCCUUUGGAAUGGAAGACCUACUGUAUUAUGUGAAAAGGGCUGAACAACAGAAGCUUGAUCUUGACUAUGGAGUUGUCAAUCAAUAUUUUCCUAUUAGCUUGGUUCUUUCAGGGAUUUUCAAAAUUUUCCAAGACCUAUUUGGCCUAAAAUUUGAGGAGAUGGCAGAUGCUGAGGUUUGGCAUAAUGAUGUUCUCUGUUUCUCUGCUUUGGACUUAAGUUCUAGUGAGCUCUUAGGUUAUUUCUACCUAGAUCUCUAUGCCAGGGAAGGGAAGUAUGACCAAACUUGUGUUGUGUCCCUGCAAAAUGGUUCUUUAUCAUCAAAUGGUGCACGCCAGAUGCCAGUAGCACUACUAUUGUCCCACUUCCAAAAUGAAGUUGACGGUAGCUCUCGGUUGUUGCGAUUCUCGGAGGUGGUUAAUCUUUUCCACGAACUUGGUCAUGUGGUCCAUCAUAUCUGCAAUCGUGCGUCAUUUGCUAGAUUCUCGGGGUUCCAUGUUGAUCCAGAUUUUGUUGAGAUUCCUAGUCAAGUUCUAGAAAACUGGUGUUACGAAAGCAGCACUUUGAAGUUAAUGUCUGGUUUCCAUCAGGACAUUACUAAACCAGUUACAGAUGAAAUGUGCUCUUCAUUGAAGAAAAGGCGGGAUUCAUUUUCUGCAAUUAAGUUGAAGCAAGAAAUUCUUCUCUGUCUUUUGGAUCAAAUUAUACAUUCAAGUGAAAAUGUUGACACAAUGGAACUACUCAAGCAUCUUCACCCAAAGGUGAUGUUAGGGUUACCAAUUCUAGAGGGAACAAAUCCAGCUUCAAGUUUUCCACGUCUUGCUAUUGGUUAUGAAGCCACUUGCUAUAGUCGCAUUUGGAGUGAGGUUUUUGCUGCGGAUAUAUUUGCAACCAAGUUUCAAGAUGGCCUUGUAAAUCCUCAUGUAGGCAUGCAGUUCAGAAAUAAGGUACAUGAAUUCUAUUCGACUAUUUUAUGGUUCAGAAGUACAGAACAGCUAAAACCUUGUCUGCAUUAUAUGCAGGUAUUGGCCCCUGGAGGAUCAAAAGAACCCAUCGAGCUUUUAUCAGACUUUUUGGGAAGAGAACCAUCAAUUCAAGCUUAUAUUGACAACAAAACGAAGAACAGUUUGUGACUCUUCCUGAGAAAACUUGCAUCAGUGAUGCAAUUAACUUACAAGCGGAUGCAAAUGUAAUUUUGGGAUUUACUAACAUAUUUGCAAGCCCUCUCCACGCACCUGAUCCUUGGCAAGGAUUAAAUUCAUGGACUCACUAGUAGGCUUGUGUUUUAGGAAAGAAUUACAGGUACAACUGCCCAUGAAAUUUUGUAUAUGCUGAGAAUGGAAUUGGGUUCAGUUUAUGAAGGACCAAAGCAUAGU